Messenger RNA from Neurospora tetraspora, 1254 nucleotides. RefSeq lists its product as uncharacterized. The record is from RefSeq and is a predicted model, not a curated record. NCBI's taxonomy places the organism in Eukaryota, Fungi, Ascomycota, Sordariomycetes, Sordariales, Sordariaceae. The transcript has a single exon. Bases 344 to 1093 code for a protein of 249 amino acids.
CAGGGGCGUGUGUUAGUUUCUAGCGGGAGAAGCCUUCGGCUAGACAACCAAAAUGCUUCGAAAUUCGAGACCCUGUGCUGGUCACUGGUCAACACCCCCUGAUUAUGAGCAAGGCCUGGAAUAGCAUGAGAGGGAAAAAAGAAAAUUGACGACCCUAGGCCUCCGAUCAUUACCGAUAUAUCCCGGAUCGACUGCGUGUAUAAGAACCGUUGGGCUGGGCUUGCAAGUCUACAAACAACAGGGAACUUCUCAACCCGACUGAACUUCCAGUCUCCUACUCAUCACUCAUCAAUAAUCCACUUACAAGUUUACGACUUCCAAGUCGAAUAAACAAACCACAAAGAUGGCCCUCUCAACCGAAGCCAACAUCACCGUCAACCCCCCUUACCACCUCCGCGACGGCGCCACGCCCUCCCACUUCACCCCCUCCAACCUGCCCUGGAUCACCGGCACAUGGCACACCACGCACUCGACCAACACCGAGGAGCAAUCGGACAAGCGCAACGCGCGCAUCUGUCUGUCUCUCAUCCGCGGCACCAACUCCGUCUCUUCGGACUCUGAAGGGUCCGACUCAGACAUGGAGCCCGACAAGGACCGGAUCCUCGCCGUGCGCUCGUACCAGAACCUACACUCGCCCGCGAUCCAAGACGUCGGGCAAACCGAUCUCUUCCUCGACGAGCUGGACCAGGGGUUCACGCAGGUGAACGGGCCCAUCAUGCGGCAGCGGUGGGAGAUUUUGGCCUGGGGCAAGGAGGGACAGCUGGAGGAGUGGAUGAAUGAGGAUGAAAGGAGCGGUUGGAUCGUGGAUAACUCUGGGGAGUCCAGGCCGGAUUGGAGGAAUAGCUAUGUGGUGGUGUAUAUUGGAAACGAUCUGGGGAAGCUGAAGAAUGUGGGCGAGGGCACGAUUGAGAUUUGGGAUCGGUUUGGUCCCAGUGGGCCGUUGAGGGAGGAGACGGUGGAGAAGAUUAGGGAGGCGUUGAAGGGGCUGGCAGGGAAGGAUGAGCGGUUUGCGAAGUUGGCACAGAGGUUGCAGAGGAUGAGGAUGGAUGAGGGGAGGAGGAGUGAGGAUGAUGCGAGGAUAAGGGGGUAUUAGGUGGUGCUAGGUAGCGAGGUGGGUUGACAAAAUGCGCGACAGAAUGCUGCGCUGUUCGAGUUGAUUCAUGAAAAGGAUGAAACGAACUUUUGACUUGUAAGUUUGGACGAUGUCUUAUAAGUUACCUACUAGAGGUGAUAAUGUGUAAUAGUAAUGCAUUG